AUGGCCAAUACUGAUUCAAAGAAUAGCUUCAAUGAAGAGAUUCGUGACUUGGAGCGCUUGGUGGCAGUUUGGGAAAACCAUGGUCACUCAUGUACGAAUUUUGAAUCCAUCACCGACCUCAUUACGCAAAAGCUGGUUGGUCUGGACGCACUCGGUGAUAAUGACAUCCACGGUACUUCUUUGAAAGAUCUUGGCCGCUUGGUAGGCAUACGUAACACGAUCUUCCAGCUCAACAUUUGUACAACGCGAAAUUACGGCGAAUACUGGGGCAUCCUCGAUGCGUUUAAAGAAGAUGGUCACCGUUCUCUUCGCUCUGAACCCUGUGGACGCAACGUCAGAUCUUCGUUGCCUAAAGACGUUAGAGGAAUGGGCCGCGCUCGGCUUCCAGACGACGAAGUAUCCUAUAGCGUCUUCAGCAUCCGGCAGCUUGCUCGAUUAUGUCGUCUUCAUGGGGCUGAAUGCCCUGUUGGAGGCGUUCAAGAAGGGACCCGUAGUCGCAGACGAUGCCAAGUCAAUGAGGUCUUGAAGCUGGCCGCGAAGCUACGAGACACGCUACCUCCCCAGUUCCACAUCUGGAUCGACAAAAUUGUUGCGCAGAAGCUCCGUAUCUUGAGCAUACGUCAGGCUGGGAAGUCCGAUGUGAGUGGGCACCAUAUUCGAUCGUAUUAUGUUGCCGCUCACAAUGGAAAGAGCCUUCGUUGA
Molecule: messenger RNA, 702 nt
Organism: Letharia columbiana
Lineage: Eukaryota; Fungi; Ascomycota; Lecanoromycetes; Lecanorales; Parmeliaceae
Exons: 1
Coding region: 1-702 (233 amino acids)
Source: RefSeq, a predicted model, not a curated record